AUGAACCAACAAGAAACAAUUAAGUCUCAAUAUGACUAUGUCCCACAAAACGAGACAAACAACGUCCAGUCGAUAUUCCAAAGUCCCGAACAAACAUUUAAAGAAUUUUUGGGUGAUAUGAACUCAUAUGACUCGUACCAUGAUCCUGUUGGGCGGUGUUCACAAAACGUUUCUCAGUACUUUAAGUUUUAUGUGUUAGCUAUUUUUGUGUUCUAUAUCCCAGUCGCCUUACUCAACUUUAAGUUCUUCUUGGCCGAGUCCGCACUCAACUUCUCAAUUUACUUUUUCGGAGCUAAAUUUGGCCAAUUAACAAAGCGCGUCGACCCGUUUUAUAAAGCUCUUGUCUAUUGCCUGGUCCUAAUUUUGUUCACCUACCCAACAAAAGACUUCAUCGUGUGGUGUUUUACAGCCGCUUCUAUAUCAGGCUCUUACCUCCACGCACUGACGAGAAAGGCGGAAAAUGAAACGACUGACUUAGAGUUUGAGUAUGUCGACUGA
Molecule: messenger RNA, 498 nt
Organism: Entamoeba invadens IP1
Lineage: Eukaryota; Evosea; Mastigamoebida; Endamoebidae
Exons: 2
Coding region: 1-498 (165 amino acids)
Source: RefSeq, a predicted model, not a curated record